GACACCACAACCAACGACGGCCACCUGAAAGCUUGCGAGCACCGCCGUGCGAUUAUUAUUGGCACGUGCGACGUCGCCGCCGCCGGUCACGACCAGCAACAUAUCAUAGACUUCUACUCCCUCUUCACCCUCCCAUCCUUGUCGCCCCCCUCCACCGCCAGCAUCGGUGUGACAGCGGUGUCGGUAGUUAACGCCACCCUCAGUCCAAACUCUCGAAACAUCGCCGAGCCCGUCGACCAGGACCAUCGCGUUCCCAGGCCACGCCCGCGCCCACGAUGGUCGGCAAGAAAUCAGGUCGCGCGCUGCUGCGCGAAGAAGGGCUGCAGCGCACGGACAACAAUAUGGACUUCUCGACGUGGCCACAGGUCAACAUGAUCAACCAGAAAAACUACUACACCGACUUCCUGAAACGAGAUGACCAGAUCCUUGCAAUCAGACUUCAGCAAGAAGAGCGUCUCGACCGCCGGAAGAGAGCUGCUGUCGACCUGGACCGAGCCCGAGCGCAAAAUGGCCAGGACGCUCCCGAACCUGCUGAUGUGAACGAAGACGACCUUGAUAAUGACGUCGGUCUGGUCGACGAACUCGGCGAGAAUUACGGCUCCAAGACUAUCGUCAUCCAUGUGGGAAGUCAGAACAUGCGCAUUGGCUUCGCCACCGAUGCACUUCCAAAAACAGUGCCCAUGGUGAUUGCGAGAAAGUCGCAAAAGACCGAAGCAGAGGACUCUGAGCCAGUGCCGAAACGCAUCAAGCUGGACGAUGACACGCCUUCAGAGGAGUGGUUCGGCGAGGAGUUCGCAAAAGAAUACGACAGCAUGGCCACAUAUUUCAAGCAAUUCAGACGAGGGAACAAGCGACGCGUUCUGCCAAACUCACGAGAACUCGUCACCAAGUGGAACAGCAGCACACCGCCGGAAAUAAUAUCGGAACACAACGACCCAGUACAGCUCGACUGGACAGAACUGCCACCCAAUCCCGCAGAGGCGCCCGACUACAUCAUCGGCGCACCUGCACUGCGCAUUCCCGAAAAUUCGAAACCGAAAUACCACCUCAGCUGGCCGAUGCGGCAUGGCCACCUCAAUGAAAAAGAUUACAACAAUCGCAACAGGCUACAGCGGGAUUUCUUCACAAUCAUCGAGGAGAGCAUCAAGACUCAACUCGAUUUGCCCCACAAGCGAGAGUGGUCCCAAUACAGCUGUGUCUUCCUCAUUCCCGACUUGUACGAGAAGGCGUUUGUCACGACCAUCCUCCAAGAGCUCAUGACUGACUUUGGCUUUGGCCGCGUCUGUUUCAUGCAAGAGUCGCUGGCGGCUACUUUUGGAGCAGGAUUCAGUACAGCGUGCAUGGUAGAUAUGGGAGCGCAGAAGACGACAGUGUGCUGCGUGGAGGAUGGCAUGUGCAUCGAACCCUCACGAAUCAACUUGAAAUAUGGAGGCUACGAUGUGACGGAAACGUUCGUUCGCAUGAUGCUGUUCGACAAGUUCAACUACAGCGAGUUCAACUUGAUGCGACGACAUGACUUCCUACUCGCCGAAGAGCUAAAGGAGAAGUACACAUCGUUGACUGACGAGAAUGUCAGCGUGCAGCUGUACGACUUCCACCUGCGUGCUUCUGGGCAGCCGACUCGCAAGUACCAGUUCAAGCUGUAUGACGAAGCCUUCCUCGCACCCAUGGGCUUCUUCCGGCCGGCCGUAUUCGACAAUUCAGAGAAGCUCGCGGGACGGAGGUCACUUGUACCAGCAUCCGCAGACUUGUACGACCAAAAGCCGAAUGACCCCGACUCCGAGGCACAGAAGGAGGUGCGAAAGUAUGCCAGAGCGAACAUUCCAUCUGCGACACUACCUGCGCCAAGCGAGCCCGCGCGUCUUAUCGGCACACCGCUGGCAGCUCCAACACCGCAGAAACAGCGUCCCCUUGGACUUCCCAGCUACCUUAACGGAGACAACGAUGGCACGCCCAAAUCCUCUGUGGCCGGAUCACCGCCUCCAGAAGGCACGCCCAUGCCUGCCGAUGACGGCGAUAUCACCAUGGGAGAAGGACUCACCGAUGGCGCCCCGGCAGACGACGAUACAAGAGACCGCGUCGUCCCCAUCAUGCCGCUCGAUGAAGCCAUCCUCCGCUCCAUUGACCACGCCUCUCUCCUACCCAACGGCCAGAUUGACGAACGCCGCAAGCGAGACUUCCUCGGCAGCAUCAUGCUCAUCGGCGGUGCCUCCAAGACACCUUACAUGCAAAGCUAUGUGGAACUGAUGCUUCGCAAUCGAAUGCCGCAAUAUCCCAAAGAAAUCCUCGUGGCUCCGCCGCCUCGAGAUCUCGAUCCUGCUGUCAUUGUCUGGAAGGGAGCGAGUGUGUUUGGCAAGCUGCGCAUGACGAAUGAUAGCUGGAUCUCUCCACUCGAAUACGAUCGGCUUGGCGCGCGAAUCCUGAAUUAUAAGUGCAUGUGGCAUUGGUGAUGCGAGAGAUGAAGGCACUAGGAUACAGCAUCGGAGGACAAUGCGAGAAGAUGUAUGCACAGGGUCGUUUGCAUAGAUAAAAUGCUCUGUGAGCGCUGGGGUAUUUGACCUAGACCACUACAGCAUCUGGAAAGUCGCUGGAAAGGCUUUCCACAUAAUGAUAGAUUAUUUAUUUCUUGACGUGAGCAUA
Cercospora beticola is the source of this 2640-nucleotide messenger RNA. RefSeq names its product Arp8p (gene ARP8). Gene Ontology annotation, biological process: double-strand break repair; regulation of DNA-templated transcription. The record is from RefSeq and is a predicted model, not a curated record. Gene Ontology annotation, cellular component: Ino80 complex. Lineage: Eukaryota; Fungi; Ascomycota; Dothideomycetes; Mycosphaerellales; Mycosphaerellaceae.